Molecule: messenger RNA, 279 nt
Organism: Besnoitia besnoiti
Lineage: Eukaryota; Apicomplexa; Conoidasida; Eucoccidiorida; Sarcocystidae
Product: putative small ubiquitin family modifier
Exons: 2
Coding region: 1-279 (92 amino acids)
Biological process (GO): protein sumoylation
Cellular component (GO): nucleus
Molecular function (GO): ubiquitin-like protein ligase binding; protein tag activity
Source: RefSeq, a predicted model, not a curated record
AUGUCGGACGACAAAAAGGACGAAGCUGGCGAGAAGGAGCAUAUGCAGCUCAAGGUUCGCUCACCUGACGGCAGUGAGGUGUACUUCAAAAUUAAGAAGAAGACGAAACUGGAGAAACUGAUGCAGGCGUACUGCAACCGGCUCGGCCAGCAUAUGGACGCAGUCAGAUUUCUUUUUGACGGAGAGCGUGUAAAGCCAGAGAAGACUCCACUGGAUAUGGGCAUCGAGGACGGCGACGUCAUUGACGCGAUGGUCCAGCAAACUGGCGGCGCGCAGUAA